Messenger RNA from Toxorhynchites rutilus septentrionalis, 1500 nucleotides. It is a transcript of the gene TM4SF, whose product is annotated as 23 kDa integral membrane protein. NCBI's taxonomy places the organism in Eukaryota, Metazoa, Arthropoda, Insecta, Diptera, Culicidae. Gene Ontology annotation, cellular component: membrane. The transcript has 5 exons. The record is from RefSeq and is a predicted model, not a curated record. The coding region runs from base 253 to 1128 and encodes 291 amino acids. Gene Ontology annotation, biological process: protein localization to plasma membrane; protein maturation.
AGCAGAGUCAGUUCUCGUUUGCCUUGUAUCUCGAAAGGUACGUCGGGGUGUUGUGUGGUUUUGUUUUGUAUACCACUGGUGGAUCGUGAGUCGUGGGUCUCGAAUUGACAGCAGCUGUACUCUCGGACCUCAGCGGAGGUUGUAAAGUUUUAUGUGAAGCAGACGUGUGCGUUGCUGGGACGUGUUGGGUAAUCGUUCGAAAGAUGGUGAUUUCCGAUCGUGACAAGUAGUGAAUGUAAUAAAUCUUACGAGAUGCGUCUGUCAGCGAGGAUUAAAUGCUUCAGAUAUCUGGUAUACGCGUAUAUUGUUUUGAUCUCGUUUUGCGGCUACGCGCAGCUUGUAAUUGGCGCGUUUUUACUAUGGAACCAUCGACAGUAUUCGAUGUUAGUUAACGAUAAGUUCUGGGAGCCGUUUGGAGUGUCCAUCGCGUUGGGGAUGGUCACCGAACUGCUCUGCUACCUAGGGUGGACUUCAACGAGCAAAAAGAAUCGAUGUUACUUGGGAACGUUCUGUGUAUUUUUAGUGCUGCUCAUUGUGGUACAAUUCUUGAUCGGCAGCUGGGUCUAUGCAGCAACCAAACGGCUUGUCGUUCCCGCCGAGCAGGCCAUCGAGGUCAGCUUCAGCCAGUUCAUCACGAAACCAGGUGCCAUUAAAGAUCAAACCCACAUCUGGAACCUACUUCAGCGGGAUUUUCAAUGCUGCGGAUUAACUGGAAAGUCCGACUACAAGACCGAGGGACGUCCGUGGUCCUGCACCAACCCAGUUGACAACAAGGACUUCGAAAACGGAUGCACGCACGCUCUGAUCGAGAGCGUCAAAUCGGGCAUGCUGAAGGUGGCGAUAGUGGCGGUUGUAGCGGCGUUCACACAGAGUCUGGGCGUAUUCUGUGUAAUUGAACUGGUGACCCUGCUGAAACGGCCCAAGGUGCCCCUGCAGAAUGGAGAUAACCAUUCGAUGCGCGUGAAGCGGCCCCGCGAGAUGGUGCCACUAUCAGCGACCGCUAGCUCCAGUCAGUAUCCCCCAGCAGCACCAACACUAAUGAUGCCACACAGCAGUACAAAACCCCCCAUUGCGCAGAAACCGAUCAUACCCAAAAUUGAUCCUCCCAUCAUCAAACAGGCUAUUUAAAACAUAGUGAUUAGUAUUUUCAUUCAUCUUUCUCUCGACUGAUGUUUCGCACUGUAUAGGUGUAUCUGUAUACCAACUGAAUUUUAAAUGCUCCUCCAACGUAGCUACAGCGAAAAGCCAUUUCGUCCAUAUACGUUAUUUUUAUUUUAAAUGAUAAACGAGUACUUAUCUCUAUAUGUAGGUUGUAAGAUUCAUCGAUUUAGUCGUUAUCUUUUAUACCAUAUCUGCCAACCACGAGGAGGAAACGUAUUUCUACCGCUAAGCAUUAAGGGUUGCUCCGAGCUCUGUCGGACUCGAAUAGACUAGACGUACAUAAUUUUUGUAUUAGGAAUUAUUUAAAAUAAAAAUUGAUCAUAUUUAGUAUUUAAUUCA